Molecule: messenger RNA, 7565 nt
Organism: Scleropages formosus (Asian bonytongue)
Lineage: Eukaryota; Metazoa; Chordata; Actinopteri; Osteoglossiformes; Osteoglossidae
Gene: plcb3
Product: phospholipase C, beta 3 (phosphatidylinositol-specific)
Exons: 34
Coding region: 589-4338 (1249 amino acids)
Biological process (GO): release of sequestered calcium ion into cytosol; phosphatidylinositol-mediated signaling; phosphatidylinositol metabolic process
Cellular component (GO): cytoplasm
Molecular function (GO): calmodulin binding; calcium ion binding; phosphatidylinositol-4,5-bisphosphate phospholipase C activity
Source: RefSeq, a predicted model, not a curated record
UGCAGCGCCGUCGUCGCUGUGCAGGAAUCGGUGUAAAAACGCAGACACACACACGCGCGCAGUAAGAGAGGAGAAACAGUGCCGCGAAAGGGGGACAGACAGAGUGACAGCGCAGAGAGUGUGUGGAGACGGAGGAAGGAGGAAACACUCGCCGUGUGCGCUGCGCUCCUCUCCAGACAACAUGAAGGAAGGAGGACAGGAGGAGCAGAGCACCCAUGUCAAGUGAAAGUUUCAAAGAAGGAGAGGAGAGAGGGCAGAGAAGCGCGGAGCGCCGGGAAGGAAGGAAGAAAGGAAGGAAACCUAAGCAACAUUAAGAGUCGCGGGACGAUAAUAUAAAAAGAUACACAGAGAUGACAAUAUGAGCGCAUGAACUCAAUUACCGAGCGCCAUGAACUAAGCUGCAGCCGCUCCGACAGCUUGUUCGCGUCUUGUUUAAUUUUUGAAGUCAGUCUUCGCCUUGUUCUCCGUCUCCUCAUAAGAGCAGUUUAAUAUCCGAGGAGCGGUUAAUAUCCAGGAGCCGCGCACACGCAGUCGGGCUGCUCGCCGAAGCCGCGGGAGAGGCGUCGCCGCCCCGCUGUUCCCGGAGACAUGGCCGGCGCCAAGCCGGGGGUCCACGCGCUGCAGCUCAAACCCGUGUCCGUCCACGAAAUACUCAAGAAGGGCAGCAAGUUCAUCAAAUGGGACGAAGAGGUGAACAGCGCUUUGGUGACCCUGAAAGUGGAUCCCAAUGGCUUUUUCCUGUAUUGGACUGUCUCCAACAUGGAGGUGGAGCUGUUGGAUAUCAGUCUCAUCAGAGACACCAGGACAGGGAAAUUUGCAAAAAUACCAAAGGAUCCCAAGGUGCGGGAGGUACUGGGCUUUGGCAAGGGAGGUGAGGAUGGAGCUGUAGAGGGCAAGCUUCUGACUGUGGUCCAUGGAUGUGACCUGGUCAAUGUCUCCUUCCUCAACUUCCAGGCCAUGCAGGAGGACAUAGCCAAGGUGUGGACAGAGGAGCUCUUUAAACUGGCUACCAAUAUUCUGUCUCAGAAUGCCUCGCGCAACACCUUUCUCUACAAAGCAUACACAAAAUUAAAAUUACAGGUGACCCAGGAUAACAAGAUUCAAGUGAAGAACAUCCUAAAGAUGUUCUCCGACAAGAAGCGUGUAGAGAUGGCCCUGGAGCAGUGUGGCCUGCUGGCCAAUCGGGUGGAGGGGAUCAAGGCCGACGAUUUUACUUGGGAAGCAUUCCAGAACUUUCUUAACAGCCUAUGUUUGCGGCCCGAGUUGGAGCGCAUCUUUGUUGAGCUUGGGUCAAAAGGAAAGCCCUUCUUGUCUCUGGACCAGAUGUUGGACUUCAUCAACAGGCGGCAGCGUGACUCCCGCCUCAAUGAGGUCCUGUACCCUCCUCUGAAGAGGGAGCAGGUGCGACAGCUGAUGGAGAAGUACGAGACUAACUCCAGCCAGCUGGAGCGUGACCAAAUCUCUCUGAUGAGCUUCAGCCGGUACCUGGGAGGGGAGGAGAACAGCAUUGUCCCCCCCGAGAGACUGGAUGUCAUGGAUGACAUGACCCAGCCCAUCUCGCACUACUUCAUCAAUUCCUCCCACAACACCUACCUCACAGUGGGCCAGCUUACAGGCCUCUCCUCCGUGGAGAUGUACCGCCAAGUUCUACUGACGGGCUGCCGCUGCGUGGAGCUUGACUGCUGGCAGGGCCGCCCGCCCGAUGAGGAGCCAUACAUCACCCAUGGCUUCACUAUGACCACUGAGAUCCCAUUCAAGGAGGUGAUUGAGGCGAUCGCUGAAAGUGCAUUCAAGGCCUCUCCCUAUCCUCUAAUCCUUUCUUUUGAGAACCAUGUGGACUCUGCAAAGCAGCAGGCCAAGAUGGCUGAAUACUGUCGCACUAUAUUUGGAGAUGCGCUGCUCAUUGAUGCACUGGAGAAGUACCCUUUGGUCCCAGGUCAGCCACUGCCAUCUCCACAAGACCUGAUGGGCAAGAUCCUCGUUAAGAACAAGAAGAAACACCACCACCGGCCUCCCAAUGGCAGCGUCAGGCGCAGGGCUGACGUAGGGGGUGAGAUUGCAAAGCAGGCCUCCCCAAACAACGAUUGCCCGUUGAAUGAUGGAGACUCAGGUCAGCUCAUGUCUAACGGAGAAGAGAAGCUGGCUGAGAGGAUGGUGAAAGACGGCGAGCCCCGCAAGUCAAUUGGUUAUGUGGAGAGUGAGGAGGAAGAGGAAGAAGAACCAGUGGCUGAGCUCAAGAAACCCAACUCUGAUGAGGGCACAGCAAGCAGUGAGGUGAAUGCCACAGAAGAGAUGUCCAACCUGGUCAACUACAUAGAACCGGUCAAGUUCAAGAGCUUCGAGGUGGCCCGCAAAAGGAACAAGCUCUUUGAAAUGUCCUCCUUUGUGGAAACGAAAGGCAUGGACACGCUGAAGAACUCGCCCAUUGAGUUUGUGGAAUACAAUAAGAAGCAGCUGAGUCGUAUCUACCCCAAGGGCACCCGAGUGGACUCCUCCAACUACAUGCCUCAGAUCUUUUGGAACGUGGGUUGCCAAAUGGUGGCGCUCAACUUCCAGACCCUCGAUCUUCCCAUGCAGCUGAACAUGGGGAUAUUUGAGUACAAUGGCCACUCAGGGUACCUCCUGAAACCUGAGUUCAUGAGGCGCACAGACAAGCACUUUGACCCCUUCACAGAGAACAUUGUAGAUGGGAUUGUGGCCAACACUGUCAAGAUCCGGGUGAUCUCCGGCCAGUUCCUCACUGAUAAGAAGGUCGGGGUGUUUGUGGAAGUGGACGUGUUCGGAUUGCCCGUCGACACCAAAAGGAAGUUCCGCACCAAGACAUCCAACAACAACUCCUUGGACCCAGUGUGGGAGGAGGAGACUAUCUUCCACAAGGUAGUGCUGCCAACACUGGCAUCCCUACGAGUGGCUGUGUUUGAGGAGAAUGGCAAGUUCAUCGGCCACCGCAUCCUGCCUGUGUCUUCCAUACGACCAGGGUACCACUACAUUAGCCUGAAGAAUGAGCUAAACCAGCCCCUGCUGCUGUCCUCCCUGCUGGUGUACAUUGAAGCCCAGGACUACAUCCCCAAUGAGCAUCAGGAGUAUGCUGAGGCACUUACGAACCCCAUCAAACAUGUCAGCCUGCUGGACCAGAGGGAGAGACAGCUGGCUGCGCUCUUAGUGGAUAUUCAUGAGAGGGUGCAUGUGGGGUCUCCUUCACAAGAGAACCCAAGGCCACAGCCACCGCCCAGAGAAGGGGACGUCUGCCUCCCACCCACACCGCAGCCGCCUGUAAUGGUCCCUGAUGGUGUAAACUCCCCAGCAGCAGGCCAGAAGGAAGAUCUUAUUGCUGCAGUCUUAGCAGAUAUCCAGCCCCAGUCAUUAGACGAGCUGAAGCAGCACAAAUCCUACCUGAAGCUACUCAAGAAACAGUGCAAGGAGUUAAAAGAGCUGCGUAAAAAACACCUGAAGAAGGUGGGGGCCCUCAGUAAGGAGCAGCGCACUCGAACCAACCAGCUGCACUCCGAAUCGAUUAGACGGCGCAGCCAGAUUGAGAAGAAGUGCAAAGGCAGCCUGAAAAAGGAUCCGCAGGAGACGGUGCAGAAGGAGCUGACUGCUCUGGAUGAGGAGCUGCAGAGGGAGACAGUGCAGAUGCGCGAGUGGCAGAUGCAGGAGUUGCUCCAGCUACGCCAGUCUCAGCACCAGCUGGAGAGGGAGAAGAAGAAGGCGCACCUCAAAGAGUCCUUCGACAAGCUCAAAGAGACGGCAAAGGAAUGCCAAGAGACCCAGCUGAAGAAGCUGAAGGACAUCUGCGAGAAGGAGAAGAAGGAGCUGCAGAAGAUCUUGGACAGGAAGAGACACAACAGUAUCAGUGAGGUUAAGAACAAGGACAAGGAGAAAGCAGAUGCGGAGCUUAAUGAGAUCAACAGGAAGCACAUCACGGAGUCGGUUGCCUCCCUCCGCAUGCUGGACAAGGCUCAGAAGCAGCGCCAGGAGAAGCUGCAGCUUUGCCAGAGGGAGGUGCUACAGCACAUCGAUGAGGAGCUGCCCAUGCAACAAGCCCAGCUGGAGAGGGACCUGGAGGCGGAGCUCCGGGGCCUGCCGGAGGAAAUCUGCCAGUACCUGCAGGGGGAGCUGGAGAGCAAGAGUCCAAAGAGCGAUGCCCUGUUUGGCUCGCUGUCGAACAAUGACAGCCUGAGCUCCGGUCCACCGUCGAACAGCAGCACGCCCCCUUAUUCUUCUCCUAACCAUAAAUGGCACAAGGAGCGGAGCCUGGACAAUAGUACCACCUCAUUGGUGGAUUCAUCAUCCUCCAGCACUCCAGUGUUGUCAGAAGCAGAGCUUACGACAGUGUAAUUCAUUGUUCUUAACUGUUGCUUUUCCCUCAUCACCAAUUAAUGAUAAAAAAUAAUAGCUAUUUCUUAAGUUUAUUUUCAAGGUAUCCAUUAUCAGGGUAUGUCUGUGCUUUUGAGCAUUUUUACCAAAGCUCUUAGCUCUUUUAUUGGUAUAGGGUCCUAUGGAUUUUUUUUUUUUUUUUUUUUUUUUUUUUUAAUUUUCCUUUUAGCCAUAUUUACUUUCAUCUUAUGAAAACUUUGGACAUGAAGGGCACGUUUUAGUUUAGAGCUGGAUUUAAUUUAUUUAUUGGCAUUGUAAUGACCUGUCUUGGGUUCAGUCGUAGUACUGAACUGUCUCCACCAGAUGGCGGACAAUGGUAACUUAGCUUUGUGACAGUGCUGGGCUGCACUCUGUUUUAUAGUACUGGUGAAAAGCCUUGUUUACAUAAUGAAUUGCUCCCAAAUCCUUGUCCAACGGGACAGUAACGGACAAUAAUCCAGUUAUUUUGAUACCACUGAUACCAACUGAUACCAGAAACAUCUACAGAUGAGGAGUCCAAUAGUGAAGCUAGAGAUGAAAUGGUCCUGAACAGCAGUAGAGGAGUCUUUUUACCCAGUGGGCCCCAGGUCGUGUGUGUGUGUGUGUGUGUGUGUGUGUGUGUGUGUGUCAGUCACUGUGAAUGGAAGCAAGGAUUUACUGCAGAGAACUGCAGGCCAUGAUUGAAUUAGAAUCUCAGACCCUACAAAUGCCCACUCUCAGUAGCUAACCUAACAGGGUUAAAUGUAUUCAAUCUCCUGCUGGGUUUAACUUAAUCCUAACUCUUAAUUCAGAAUGUAAUUUGGCCUUGAAAUAACCACUAAAUUGCUGCUCUCCAGCACCAGGUCGCUCCUCCUCAUGUGGAUCAGACUGGGUCAAAGUCCUAUGGAGCCAAGCACUAGCGUUCCUUACCUGUAUUUGUUUUCUUUUCUUUUAAAUUCCUUUGUACCCCAUUAUAGUUGCCCUCUUCAUACAGUGGCCUGUAGGAUGGAACCGAACAUGUGGGUUUUUUUUUUUUUUUAUACUACAAUCAUUUCUACUUUUAGGGUUUAUUUUACUUUUCAUUUUAAUCUUGCGUGGCAGACGGCCCUUUUUGGCUUUAAUCUCCUCUCAUCUGUCCCUCGGCUGUUCCGUGAGCUGCGGCCCGCUGGGCUUCUGCUGGGCUUCUGCAGCGCAGGCUAAACCCAACAUGUGGAUUUGGCCCUGAACAAGCUGCCAGGUGGCAGCGGACUCGGGAUGAGGGACUCGUCAUGGUGACAGGAACACCGCCGCUGCUGCCGCUGCUGAUGAUGAAGCAAGACUGCACAGUAGACACCGUGAGGAAAAUGACCUUCGACAAUGGAAGCGACAUUAAAGGUGGUCGUACCCUCCCUUUAGGUGGGAGGUCCUUCAGCGAGCAAGCGAGCGGGAAGGCAGGGGUCUCAUGACGGCCAGGGUACGGGAAGCACCCUUCUGCCCCCUGCUGUCCUGCCUGCAGUGCACGUUAGUGGAGCGAGCCCAGCGCUGUGGGAGAGACCGGGGCUGCGAACAAAGGACCGUGCUUCUGUCGCUGCCGUCACAAUCGGAACAAGUGGAGAUGAUCCAGUGCUGGCAUCCCUUUGACAUGUGGUCUUAGCGCCCACUUUUUUUUUUUUUUUGCCUCUAAUGGGUGUUCCGUAUACGUUGUUUGUCUCGUAGUUUAAUACGGAUUCUACUACUGACUAAGGGUGGAGGUGGCAGAUGGUACACGGUGGUCCAUCCAGCGUGACCCUCACACUGCUGGGGCAUCUCUCACCUCCACCUGCUGCCUGUCUGUUGGUUCAUUUUGUGGGGAAAAGCUCUACCUUUACCUUUGUGAAACUCCUCCUUACAUACGCUUUAUCCUUUCAACUGGCUUUUAAAGAUGGAUGGCUCUUAAGUUGCAUUAGUACUUACGGUUUUUUGCUACUCGUAGCUUUUUUUUGUUAACAAGUGUUGGCUGAGCAGCACUUAGUCUGUGGGUAAAACGCAGUAGAACACUGGUCCUCUUGAACCGAAUUAGGAUGGUUCAACAGGUUAGCAGGUAUUUAGUGAUGAGCUCCUAGCAGCCAGUAGUGGAGAGCAGCUUUUAGCCUAAUUGAGGAGUUUGAGCUGAUACGAGCAGAACCACAGGGCUUCUUUGGGUGCUCAGUCUGAACGCGGCCAUGGAGUUACUGGCUCUGGCUGCGUCCAGGUAAAUGGACACCGGCCGCUUUGCUGUGCCAUUGUGUGGGAUCUUUGCACAAGAGAAGCCGGAGGCUUACACUUUCUUCUUGUCGUUUUGCCCCCUGCCCCUUCACUUUCACCUUUUAUAUUUUGAUUCGUACGUUCUGGUGUGGCACGGAGCUCCUCCUUACUGCUCCUCACUCUGAACAAGAACAUGUUCUGUCUACGGCUCACUUAGCUUGGCUGUCCAGGAAAUUUUCAGCGUGCGAACGUGCACCGUACCGACACGUGUUGCGUACACCCCCCUCGAUAGCACCUGUACUGCCAGCCGAGGCCAAAUUUGCGCUGUGAGGUCAUGGAACAAGCAGAGGAUGCGAUGGGCUCGUCACUCGAGAAUUUCAGUUGUAUUUCCUCAGAUUUGUUGUGAAGGACAGUUUCUGCUCUGCGUCCAGUUAAAUACGUGCGUUUCACUGACGGGUGCCAGUCGCACCAAGGUUUUCUAAGAGCUGGACUCUCAACCCCGUGGAGUCGUUUGUCAACAUCGGUGAAGCUUGGAAGGUUCAAAAACACAAAGGACCAAAGUGUCUUCUGGGUGUUUAAUAAUUACUCUGUGUUUCUAAUGACAUUUACAAAUGACUGGUGGCUGGAAAGUGUGUUCUUCAUCUGGCUCUGCUUUAAAGGGAUUCUCAGAGAAUCUCUAAAUACUAGUUGUGUAGUAGACUUCUACAGAUAGUGAAAUAUAAAUGAGCUUUAAGGGUACAGCCCACUUCUAAGUUGGUAGAGAUAGAAACUGAUAUACCAUUAAUGACUUUUUGCCAUAAACGUAGAGGCUAAUCCAGUUCUCGCUCCAAAGUUGCAGCGCUAAAGUGUUGAACAUGUGACCUAUAAAGAAGCAAAUGCUAACUUUUGUUGUGCCACUUAAACUUCCUCUCCGCUCUGGUUGCUGUACUCCUUGUCGUUUCAUUUCCCCCUUCUCUAUCACUUAUGUAUAUCGGAAACAGAAGCUUACUAUGUUAACACUGUAUGUAGAAAUUCCUGGUGCGUCUUGU